AUGGAUUUAGACAAUGAACUAGCCGGAAAAACUGUUAUAUUAGGAAAUAAGACAUAUGAACUUGAUAAAUUAAGUCCUGAAGAACGUUUUCGAGUUCGACAUGAAGUUAUACAUGAAAAACAUAAAGGACACGAAUCUAUGCAUAUGGAAAUGGUACUUGUUUUACUUGUAUCACUUGUUGUAUGUCAAUUUAUAAUAUUAUUUUGGAAAAGUUAUCAUUUAAGAUCUUACCAAUUUUUUACAAUGCUUGCAAUGUGGAUAAUACCAUUUGGUUUAUCAAUAAAAUUUUUUUAUAUUCGUUUUAUUAUUAUUUGGAUUUGUUUUACAAUUAUAACAGUUUAUGUUACUCGAAGAGCAACUAGGCAACCAAUUGAACCAAAUACACCAAGAUUAGUUUAUAAAUGGUUUCUUCUUGUUUAUAAAGUUUCAUAUGGUCUUGCUAUAGGUGGUUAUUUUUUAAUAAUGAUGACUUUUCUUGGAAUUAAUAAUCUUUUAUUAAUAUCUCCACAAACAGCUCUUGACUUUGGAAUUUUGAUUAUGUUUUAUGGUAUUUAUUAUGGUGUACUUGGAAGAGAUUUGGCUGAAUCAUGUACUGAUAGAAUGGCAUCAAAAAUUGGGUAUUAUUCGGAAAGUGGUUUACCUAAACGAGCAUUGGAAUCAAAUACAUGUGCUGUUUGUGCUAAUCUGAUAUUAGUGCAAAAUAAUGAUGAAGCUUUAAUUGAACGAACAUAUAAAUUACAAUGUGGACAUACUUUUCAUGAAUUUUGUAUACGCGGUUGGUGUAUUGUGGGAAAAAAACAAACAUGUCCUUAUUGUAAAGAAAAAGUUGAUUUAAAACGUUUAUUUCCUAAUCCAUGGGAGAAACCUCAUGUACUUUAUGGAAAUUUACUUGAUUGGAUUCGAUAUCUUGUUGCUUGGCAACCAUUAAUUUUAAUGGUUGUACAAGGUGUUAAUUAUGUUCUUGGUCUUGAAUAA
Molecule: messenger RNA, 975 nt
Organism: Rotaria sp. Silwood2
Lineage: Eukaryota; Metazoa; Rotifera; Eurotatoria; Philodinida; Philodinidae
Source: the annotation of a GenBank genome assembly